Hippocampus zosterae (dwarf seahorse) is the source of this 1434-nucleotide messenger RNA. Its product is annotated as ras-related protein Rab-9A-like. The transcript has 2 exons. Bases 325 to 966 code for a protein of 213 amino acids. Lineage: Eukaryota; Metazoa; Chordata; Actinopteri; Syngnathiformes; Syngnathidae. Gene Ontology annotation, cellular component: lysosome; phagocytic vesicle; late endosome. Gene Ontology annotation, molecular function: GTPase activity; GTP binding. Gene Ontology annotation, biological process: retrograde transport, endosome to Golgi. The record is from RefSeq and is a predicted model, not a curated record.
CAGAAAUGCAUUUAACCGGGAAAGAAGUCAUUAAAAUCAGAAAUGCAUGAAUGAUUCUAUUUCUCGCCGUAUCCAUGGUUAGCAAAUCUAAUGAUACUUCACAGCCAAUGCGCAUGUGAGAUGCAUACAAAGGGCUUAUUUUUUCCCCCACUGUGCAAAACAAAGUGUGGAAACUUGCACAUGACGAGUGGAGGCGUGACCCAGAUGUGGGGCACAUAUGAGCGACCUCAGAGUUGAGACAGGCACCCAACGUCGUGCUGCCGACCUCCCGCACAAGUUCCCCGGUCGGCUGAAUGGAGCAAGUCAACGGAGAAGUGGCUAUAAAUGCCUGCUGACCACCUGAAGACCGGCCACACUCAAGCUAUGGACCCCAAGUCAUCUCUGUUCAAGGUCAUUUUAUUGGGCGACGGCGGUGUGGGGAAGUCGUCCCUCAUGAACCGCUUUGUUACCAACAAAUUUGAUUCAAACCUCUUCCACACGAUCGGGGUGGAGUUUCUCAACAAGAAACUAGAGGUGGACGGCCAAAGUAUCAGCCUCCAGAUCUGGGACACGGCAGGCCAGGAGCGCUUCCGGAGCCUGCGCACACCCUUCUACCGCGGCUCCGACUGCUGCCUGCUCACUUUCAGCGUGGAUGAUGCGCAAAGCUUCCUCAACCUUGGCAACUGGAAGAAAGAGUUCAUCUACUACGCUGACCUCAAGGAGCCCAACAUGUUCCCCUUUGUUGUGCUGGGCAACAAACUGGAUGUGGACAAGCGGCAGGUGUCGAGGGAGGAUGCGCAGCAGUGGUGCCGUGACAAUGGAGGACUGGCCUACUUUGAGACCAGCGCCAAGGAUGCUACUAAUGUGGCAUCUGCCUUUGAAGAGGCAAUUCGUCGAAUCCUCACGCUGGACAACCGCGUCCACCUCAUCCACAACAACACGGUGGACCUGAGUACAAAGAGAGGCUCUGAUUCCAGCUGCUGCUGAAGUGGUCUCGCCUUUGGGUAUCCUAUCCCUUCCUCUUCCCUCCUCCCUAUCCAUAAUAGCUGUAGCAAGUUAUGAACUAUAGAGGUUGGUACCGUCAGGUCCGGUCCAUUCCUCCAUAGGGCCCUGAAUAAAAUUUGAUUUUGAGAAAGGAUGCACCAAUACUGUACGUCUGUACUCGCACUAUUAAAAAUGCUCAUGAAUCGUCAUGCAGCGACAGCAGCGGCCUGUCUUUCGCAACCAACUACAAUUGAAACCUUAAGUGAAUGGACAGAGAAAAGUCUCCAACUCUGCUUUGAUCAUUGAGCUGGGACAUUUAAAACACACACACACACACACACACACACACACACACACACACACACACUAUGUCCAGCAGAUAGCAGCAUUGGGUCUCUUGGAUGAAAUCACCGUGCAUCAAAACAGUGCUUGAUGCUCGUGAAUAUGGCAAGGGUAGAUAGAUAGAUAGAC